Cynara cardunculus var. scolymus (artichoke) is the source of this 1820-nucleotide messenger RNA. Its product is annotated as chaperone protein dnaJ 15-like. The record is from RefSeq and is a predicted model, not a curated record. The transcript has 11 exons. The coding region runs from base 370 to 1611 and encodes 413 amino acids. Lineage: Eukaryota; Viridiplantae; Streptophyta; Magnoliopsida; Asterales; Asteraceae.
UUCUUUCUCAAUCACUCGAGUAAAGCCAACUCUUGUUCAAAUUUAGACCCAAUUCAUCUCUUGUUAUUUUCAGAAAAACCCUGCUCAAAACUUGUCCCUAUUUCGAUUUGGAUCUUGGUCUUUUUCAUUUCUUUUAUUAUCAGUUUCCUCCGAUCACCGAUCCGAUGCUCUGAAGCUCGUGCACUCUCGAUCCUGAAUUGUUCUAUCCUCCUUUGACUCAUCUUUCAGAUAACGUCAGGGUUUAUAAUACUUUUGGGUCUUUUGAGAAGUCAUUGGUUGCGUUUUUUUGUAAGUUUUUUAACUCUCGAGGGGUUGAAGAAAGUUUGAAUUUGACAAAGGAAGAAGAUAGAUAGGAAAAGAAGAAAGGGGAUGGGAGGUUCGAAGAUGGAGGGGGGAACCUCUUCUUCCGCAGCUGCAACUGCAGCUGCAGCUCCGAAUCGUAGAGACCCAUAUGAAGUUUUGAAUGUUUCAAGAGAUUCUUCUGAUCAGGAGAUUAAAUCUGCUUACAGAAAGCUUGCUCUCAAGUAUCAUCCCGACAAGAAUGCUAGUAAUCCUGAAGCCUCCGAACUAUUUAAGGAGGUUGCAUAUUCUUACAACAUUUUGUCUGAUCCAGAGAAAAGAAGGCAAUAUGACAAUGCAGGAUUUGAGGCUAUUGAUGCUGAUGGCACAGACAUGGAAAUCGAUUUAUCAAACCUUGGAACAGUGAAUACAAUGUUUGCAGCAUUAUUCAGUAAGCUCGGAGUUCCUAUUAAGACAACUAUUUCCGCCAAUGUUCUUGAAGAUGCUUUGAGUGGAACCGUCACAGUCAGACCCCUUCCAUUAGGAUCAUCAGUUAGUGGAAAGGUAGAAAAACAGUCUGCUCAUUUUUUUGGUGUUACUGUAACCGAGGAACAAGCUCAAGCAGGGAUCAUAGUUAGAGUUACUUCAGCCGCCCAAAGCAAAUUUAAGCUACUUUAUUUUGAGCAAGACAAUGGAGGGGGCUAUAAUCUGGCAUUACAGGAAGACAGUGAGAAGACAGGGAAAGUUACAUCUGCCGGGAUGUAUUUCUUGCAUUUUCAAGUAUAUAGGAUGGAUUCAAGUGUUAAUGCGUUAGCAAUGGCUAAGGACCCAGAUGCUGCUUUCUUUAAAAGGUUGGAAGGCCUCCAGCCGUGCGAGGUCUCGGAACUAAAAGCUGGGACCCACAUAUUUUCCGUUUAUGGUGAUAAUUUUUUCAAGACCGCAUCCUACACGAUAGAAGCUCUUUGUGCAGCCACAUACGAGGGCACGACCCAUAAGCUCAAGGAUAUUGAGCAGCAGAUUUUAAGAAAGAGAACGGAACUACGCCAGUUUGAGACAGAAUAUAGAAAGGCUUUAGCACAGUUCCAAGAAGUGACCAACAGAUACAGCCAAGAAAAGCAGAAUGUCGACGAGCUUCUAAAACAAAGAGACAACAUCCAAUCAUCGUUCAUGGUUGAUCGGUCGGUCGUUUUCGGGAGUAAAGUGAGUAAUGGCGGCAAUAGUCGAGUUCCUGGUGAAGACAGCAGCCCAGGUGAAGAUGGCAAGGACAAGUCUACAAAGAAGAGAUGGUUUAAUCUUAACCUCAAAGGAUCAACGGAUAAAAAAUCUACGUGAUCAAAACUACAAUCGUUGCCCUUUCUACCCUCCAGAAUUCUUGGCUCGAUGCAGUAGAAAUUAUCGUGUUUUAUUUCGAUGUGAUUUUUGGUUUUUUGAUUCAAAUGGGGUGUUUAUAAUGGCUUGUUCUUUUGGAUCUUCUUACAGAUGAAGAAAAUAUUAGUUUCCAUUUUAUUUUUAACUUAUUUUUUGGGUUUGAUAAGAAUUUU